Sitodiplosis mosellana (orange wheat blossom midge) is the source of this 3355-nucleotide messenger RNA. It is a transcript of the gene Qsox1, whose product is annotated as sulfhydryl oxidase 1. The transcript has 2 exons. Gene Ontology annotation, cellular component: Golgi membrane. Gene Ontology annotation, biological process: protein folding. The record is from RefSeq and is a predicted model, not a curated record. The coding region runs from base 791 to 2731 and encodes 646 amino acids. Gene Ontology annotation, molecular function: protein disulfide isomerase activity; flavin-dependent sulfhydryl oxidase activity. NCBI's taxonomy places the organism in Eukaryota, Metazoa, Arthropoda, Insecta, Diptera, Cecidomyiidae.
AAGAAAUAGAAUGAGCAACUGUCAAACUGGUUGUGAGCAUUCGACAGUCGUUUGCUCGUUGUAUGUUUACACAGUCACAGUCACAUUCCCAAUGACCAUACACAAAUGAAAAAAUACACGAAUAUUGUCAUUGGUUUUGUUGUAUUUUGAUUAUUUGCACCGAUUAUUUUCAUGAGCUCGCAUAAAUUUCUAUAAAUUUUUUCGGUGGUGAUUGUGUGCACGAGCAAUUUUUUCUCCUUAAUUUCCUGUGUGUGUGAGAAAGAAAGAGAAAGCAGUGCAAAAGAAACUCGGACAAAUGCGGAAAAUAUGUGUUAUUUUAAAGUAGUUAAUCAAUUAGAAUCGAAUGGUUUGAAAGUGUGAAUGAAGUUUGAAGUAUUUGCAUGACUUGAGGCAAGCAGCCGACGAUAUGUUUUCCUAAAUCAGUUGUUGCGAUACCGUAAACUGAAACGGUUUGACAAAAUCUGUAUGAAAUACACGAGCAUUCAGGUUUUCCUGAUUCUCUUUUGCUGAACGAAAAAAAAAGACUUUGAAUAAAUUAGUGCGGUACUUUCAAGUUUUCGGUACAGUUCUGAAUUCACACAACGACAAAUAGAGAGAGAAAGAGAGAGAGCGAAAAAAAGAACUUGUUUUCAAGUCAAUGAAAUAUAUAUAGAGUGUUUCGUACGGAAAAUACAGACAGUAACACAAAAAACGAGAGAUUAAAUGCUGAUUCGACAAUCGGAUUUUCUGCACUAGCUAAUUAAUGUACGAAAUACCCGAGAACAAAAGUAACGGUUUUGAUAAUUAAAUUAUGAUUAAUGGGUUGUAUAUACGAGUAAAAAUGUCGACCGUUCGCUUGAUGAUCAUAUUUGUUUCAAUUGGUGUUGUACAAAAUUCAGUGAUUCGACAGGAAGGUGAACAAGCGCAGAGUUUAUACGAUAGUAAUGACAAAGUUUUCGUAUUGACUCAUGACAAUUUUUAUCAGUCGGUUUUCGAGCAACCAUAUGCUAGCAAUGUCGAGUUCUACAAUUCAUUUUGUGGAUUUUGUCGCAAUUUCGCACCGAUGUACAAAGCGUGGGCUGAAGAUGUGUAUGGUUGGAGAGACGUAGUGAGAAUAUCGGCCAUCGAUUGUGCAGAUGAUGCCAACAAUGAUGUUUGCCGUGAUAUGGAAAUCAUGCGAUAUCCAACGCUCAAGUUUUUUCCACCAUUCUAUCGAAACGAAACCAAUAAUUUGGGCAUUGAAGUUCAACACGCACCCAUGACUGUGGGCGAACCACAUUUGAUCGAAUUGUUGGCAAACAUAACGAACGCACCAAGUUCGUGGCCAAAUUUGAAACCAAUUGAUUCACCAUCGCCAGCAACGUUCUUUGAUAGUCUGCCAACCGAUGUGGAGUAUGUUUUCAUAGUGUGGCAUCCGAAAAAUGAUUCGAUUGUGGCACAGAAAGUUGCGCUAGAUUUGAAACACACAAACGGUGUACAAAUCCGUCAAAUUGCUCCAUCAGACGCAUUCAAAUUCGGCUUGAAUGUGCCGUCGGCUGUUUACGUUGGCUCGAAAAGUUCGAACGACAUACAAUUGGUGAAGCAUUUACCUGAAUUGGAUCGUGCAACAGUGAGAUCGACCGUCGAAGAGUAUUUGAAAUCCAAAGGAGUGCAUAUCAAAGUUGGUCAAAACAUACCAAGCCUUUCACCACGGGCUGGAAGUGCACCAACCAGUGAAGUUAAUGAAAAAGACUUGGCCAUUAUUGAGUAUGUGAAAGCGCACGAGGGCACCGUUUACCAAUCGGACUUAGAGUCCGCCAUACGGUUUUCAAUUUUCCACGAAUUGGUGAAGUACAACAACAUGAAUGACGAACAAAUUACGGCGCUGAAACGCUUUUUAUCGGUUCUUCAAAAAUAUUCGCCGUUGGGUGACAAUGGGCAGCGCUUCCUUACCGAAUUGAAUGUGUACGUUAACAGCGAGACAGUUCGAUUUAAUGGUAAAAUGUUGAGCGAUAAAAUGAAAGAGCUUGAAAAGAAGCAUCAUCCAUUGUUUUCAUCAUCGAAAUGGAUUGGAUGUAGGCCAUCGGUAGCUGGACGUCGGGGUUUUUCGUGUGGAUUGUGGCAACUGUUCCAUUAUUUGACGGUGCAAGCGACGAAUUCGGAUCGAUCCCAUGAUGCAUUAGAGGUGUUGCAGGCAAUUCACGGUUUUGUUAAGCACUACUUUGGGUGCACACACUGCAGCAAACACUUCCAGGAGAUGGCCGAACGCAAUGGCAUUUGGCGAGUUUCGUCAAAAGAAGAAGCCGUUCUGUGGCUAUGGACAGCGCACAAUGAAGUAAAUCAUCGACUGGCCGGUGAUCACACGGAAGACCCAGCAUUCCCGAAAAUCCAAUAUCCAUCGCGUGUAGGGUGUGCACAGUGUUAUCAACAAGUGAUACCAAUUCAGGGAGCUACACCAUCGACUUACACACCACACUGGGAAUCCAGUGAAGUUCUUUACUAUCUCCGCCGCGUUUAUUCGCUAGUCAAUCUAAGCCGUUAUGGUGUGGACGACGACAGUGUUCUACCGGAAAUGUUAACAAGUGUAUACAGCUCGAAAUUGCACAGCUCAACGAGUAGCGGUUAUUCGAGUGUAUUCUCUGAAAUGGACGUUCGCAUGGGCAUUCUAUUGUACGCAUUUUGUAUGCUCAUCAUUGUGAUUGCCGUGAAAUUGUUUCUGCAACGUGGCUACCGAAAAAAGGUCUAUACACACGAUUUUUUGGGAAAAAUCUAGAGUCAAACCUAUAUUCCUAUUGCGAUUGCCUCAAGCACCAGCACUACAAGACACAUAGAAUUCUAGUUGUACUAAUUAUUUCAAUUAUUUAUAUGUAAAUUACUAUAUCUCUCGGGUGACCACCACCACCAUCGCUGAUUGACAAGCUGUUUGUUGUUGUGUACAUAAUAUUUGAUUAAGUGAUUAGAAUAUGAUGGAUGAUCAAACAGCUGAUAUAUAUAUAUAUAUAUAUAUAUGAGAGACGGACGGACGGGGUCGUACGUUUUUUUAAGGAAUUUUCGUGAUAUGUGUACAUUUUUUUAUGCUCAUUAUUAGGAUGAUAACAAUUUGUACAGAUUCUUAAGUGAAAAAGAGAGAAAGAGGACAACACCUAUAAAAACCGAACAAUGACGUUGAAUAACCUUUCAUUUGCUGUAAUUGUUUUUUUCUGUUUUAAAAUCCGUAUUUAACUCGUUGCAGAUUUUUCUAUUCGAGUUCCAUGUAACAAAAAACCGUUGAUAUUAUGAUCCAGUUAGGAACAAUUUAACUCAUAACAGCUAUAGAACAAUUUUUCAAUUUAUAAACAAACAAAAAACCACAUAGCAAGACAAACAAAUGAAUAAAUUAAAGGAAAUGUGAAUAAAA